Clonostachys rhizophaga is the source of this 210-nucleotide messenger RNA. The record is from the annotation of a GenBank genome assembly. Lineage: Eukaryota; Fungi; Ascomycota; Sordariomycetes; Hypocreales; Bionectriaceae.
AUGUCAACAAGCUCAACAUCUUUCACGCCCGAGAUGGCUUUGUCAACGAAGGGGAGAAGCAGUAGGUCGAACACCAUUUUGCGACAAGAAACGCGAGAUAACGCCACUUACUUCGCCUAUGGCUACGAGAUCCUGAAAAUGCUUGGCACACCCGAGGUUCUCCAACCAAGAUGGGACCAGAUCUACAAAGACGUGCGGCCAGAGACUUGA